AUGUCCCACACAAUACUUUUGGUACAACCGGGGCUGAGACCUGAAACUAGGACAUAUUCUGAUUACGAGAGCGUAAAUGACUGUAUGGAGGGUGUUUGCAAGAUUUACGAAGAACAUUUGAAGAGACGGAACCCGAAUACUCCCACUAUUACUUACGAUAUUUCGCAGCUCUUCGAUUUUAUUGAUCAACUAGCAGAUCUCAGUUGCCUAGUGUACCAAAAGUCUACAAAUACUUACGCACCAUACAAUAAAGAUUGGAUUAAGGAAAAAAUAUAUGUACUUUUACGUCAAGCAGCUGGUCAAAGUGAUUGA
Molecule: messenger RNA, 312 nt
Organism: Leptosia nina
Lineage: Eukaryota; Metazoa; Arthropoda; Insecta; Lepidoptera; Pieridae
Source: the annotation of a GenBank genome assembly